This is a messenger RNA of Plasmodium vivax (malaria parasite P. vivax), 1473 nucleotides long. RefSeq lists its product as hypothetical. Bases 1 to 1473 code for a protein of 490 amino acids. NCBI's taxonomy places the organism in Eukaryota, Apicomplexa, Aconoidasida, Haemosporida, Plasmodiidae. Gene Ontology annotation, biological process: rRNA base methylation. The record is from RefSeq and is a predicted model, not a curated record. The transcript has 2 exons. Gene Ontology annotation, molecular function: rRNA (pseudouridine) methyltransferase activity; rRNA binding. Gene Ontology annotation, cellular component: small-subunit processome; nucleolus.
AUGGAAGGGAAUUUUUCAACGCAGAAAAAAGCACCCGUGGGGAUCAAAAAACCAAACGGUGGUAAACAUAUAAUUAGAGGGAGGAGAGGAGGUGCUCCUCACAAGGUGGGGAAGGAGAUGGGGAAACAGAAAGGAAGACCAAAUGGCGAAGGGGAGACGGAGUGGGACGCAUCCUCCAACAGGAACGGGUAUAACCCCCGGAUGAAGGGGAAAGGAGUCCACCCCAGAUUUAAUAGUAGCCUUUUCCGAAAGGGUCAGCAAAGUGGCAACAUGGGGGGAGUAACUGGGAAGGGAAAGCACCAGGGGGGCCUCCAUGGGGGGGGAAGAAAAAGCACAAGUGGAGCGGCCAAUAAGGGUUCCAACCAGGGUGGCAACAAGGACGAUGGAAACGACCCACACACACUUGGCGACGCGUACUACUACGACAAUGAGAGCUCGGCGGUGAGCGAGGGAGAGGCCCCCCCCACGGGGCCAAUCAGCCACGCAGAGGAAAACACAAGUCGAAAGGAGCCCCGCAUUAACAGUGACCAGCAGCCGACCAUGGAUUACGUGGAGUAUGUGAGCAGCCUCAAAAAGGGGGAAGAUCCAAACAGUGAUGAAAGGAAAACAUUGCACACCUCCGAGGGGAAGGACGAGGUUGGUGGGGAAGCUCCCAAUGGUGAGCAGCAAAAGGGAGGCGGUGAGGAACAAGAUGGAGCUGAUGAGCAUCAAAAUGGGGCUGAUGAGCAACAAAAUGGAGCUGAUCACCGACGGGGAGUGUUCAACAUUUUCCUUCUGUUCUGCCCCCUCGCUGUCACCAGCAUAAGAAACAGACGGUGCGUCAUAAAUGCCGAUGAGCACAUGUCGUUUCUGCAGAACAAAUUGAAGAGCGUGGAGAGUUUGCUGGCAUGUGCAAGGAAUGCAAAGGAGAGUGCAUUCCUCAGGAGCAAAGCGGAAGCAGUAGAAAAUAAGCUGAAGAACGUACGGCUGGAUGUCCUUUUCUUUACUUUGCUCUGCUUACGAGACAGUGUUAUUAACAAAAGGGGUCGGCUGCAAAUAUAUUUGCAUACAGUAAACGGGUUACUAAUUUAUGUGUCUCCAUCAUUUCGGGUGCCUCGAAGUUUUUCCCUUUUUAAAAAAGUCAUGUUGAAUUUGAUGCUGCGGAACGUGGUGCUCGACCCGGGCGGGCGGCCCCUCCUGAAGGUCCUGCCCCACCCGGUGCAGCGCUACGUGGGGUCCUCCGUGUGCAUCGGAAUUUCUCACAUGGGCUUCCCCGCGGAUGUUAAAAAGCUAUCGAAGCAGAUAAAGGAGACAAAGAAUGAUUAUUCAUUUUUCCUUUCUCUCUCCAGCGCAUACGACUUGACACAUUUUAUUGAAUCCAUUUCGAGGACCCACUCGGAGUGCUUCCCCUUCGACUACGUUGUGCGCGUUUCGGACCUCCCCCUGUCUACGGUUGCCGUUUGUUCCAAGCUGACGCAUUUUUUAAAUGACUAA